Ilex paraguariensis (yerba mate) is the source of this 3082-nucleotide messenger RNA. The record is from the annotation of a GenBank genome assembly. NCBI's taxonomy places the organism in Eukaryota, Viridiplantae, Streptophyta, Magnoliopsida, Aquifoliales, Aquifoliaceae.
CCCUCUCACUCAUGUACUUUAUUUGUUGCACUACCUUUUCUUUUCUGAUAUCUUCCUCUUGGUUUUGCUAUCAAUCUCUUUAUUGUCCAUCUUUAUAGACUUCCUUGCAAUUGAUUGAUAUUUCUGGGUAAGUUGGGUCUCUAUUUUCUCAAUGGGUACUGCUGCUGCUCAGAACGUAUUUGGUGUCAGUGCUCACUUUCGUGGGAAUUCCAGAAAUUUUACUUCCAAAGUGGACUUCUCAAGUGUUAAUUUCCCUUGCAAUUGGGAAUUUUCAAGAAUGACCUUGUUCCCAAGUUCUGCUUCCACCAGUACUUCCAAGAGUUUUGGUGGUCGAAUAUGCUGUCUACCUGAUGCGGGUGAUUGCUUCUCCGACAAGAUUCCAACACCCAUACUCGAUACAAUUGAAAACCCUAUGCACUUGAAGAAUUUGUCUCCUAAGGAACUGAAACAAUUAGCCAAUGACAUCCGAUCAGAGUUAUCUUACACAAUGUCAAAAACUCAAAAACCCUAUAAAGCCAGUUUGUCAGUGGUGGAGCUCACAGUUGCAAUACACCAUGUUUUUCAUGCUCCAGUGGACAAGAUACUUUGGGAUGUGGGGGAACAAACAUAUGCACAUAAGAUUCUCACGGGGAGGCGUUCCCUCAUGCAUACGCUCAGACAAACAAAUGGUCUUUCAGGUUACACAUCUCGCUCUGAGAGUGAAUUUGACCCAUUUGGUGCAGCGCAUGGAUGCAACAGUAUUUCUGCUGGGCUUGGAAUGGCUGUUGCACGAGAUAUCAAAGGGAAGCGAGACCGUGUAGUUGCAGUAAUCAGCAAUGAAACAACUAUGGCUGGGCAGCUUUAUGAGGCAAUGAACAAUGCAGGUUAUUUGGAUUCAAAUAUGGUUGUCAUAUUGAAUGACAGUCGUCACUCAUUGCACCCAAAGCUAGAGGAGGCCUCCACAACACCAAUCAAUGCUUUGUCUAGUAAUCUAAGCAAGUUGCAGUCGAGUAAAUUCUUCCGGAAACUUAGAGAAGUUGCUAAGGGUUUUACUAAGAGGAUUGGUAAGGGCAUGCAUGAAUGGGCAGCCAAAGUUGAUGAGUAUGCACGUGGUAUGGUGGGUCCACCAGGGUCAACUCUCUUUGAAGAGCUUGGCUUGUAUUACAUUGGCCCCGUUGAUGGACACAACAUUGAGGAUCUUGUAUGUGUUCUGCAUGAAGUGGCAUCAUUAGAUUCGAUGGGUCCUGUUUUAGUACAUGUCAUAACAAAGGUAGAUCAGGAAGUAGAAGAUGCUAGCCAUAGUGACAUGCCAGAUGAACACCAGGAAGGUUUGUGUAAUUCUGAUUCAUUACCUUGUAACACUCGCCCUCAGACAUAUAGUGAUUGCUUUGUGGAUGCAUUAAUUAUGGAGGCAAAGAAAGACAAAGAUAUUGUGACAGUUCAUGCCGGAAUGGGAAUGGAGCCAUCACUUCAAUUAUAUCAGGAGAAGUUUCCAGACAGAUUUUUUAAUGUGGGUAUGGCUGAGCAGCAUGCGGUGACAUUUUCUGCAGGUUUGUCAUGUGGGGGACUGAAGCCAUUUUGUAUAAUCCCAUCUGCCUUACUUCAGAGAGCUUACGAUCAGGUAAUUCAUGAUGUAGACUGCCAGAAGAUUCCAGUGCGUUUUGUCAUUACAAGUGCAGGAUUGGUAGGGUCUGAUGGUCCAGCACAUUGUGGAGCAUUUGAUAUAACGUUCAUGUCAUGUUUGCCAAAUAUGAUUGUGAUGGCACCAUCUGAUGAGGUUGAGCUUGUUCAUAUGGUGGCUACUGCAGCCCUUGUUAAUGACAGGCCAGUUUGCUUGCGCUAUCCUAGAGGUGCCAUUGUUAAGAUGAACAACUUGUUAUGCAAUGGUGUUCCCCUUGAGGUGACAGUUUUGUGCUUUCUUUGCUUAUAUCAUGUUUUUGUGAUGCUUUGAGUUCAUCAAUGAACAUUGGUUUCGUCUUAGCAAAGCCUGUCCCGCUUCUUGGAGUCAGCUAAUUUCUAUAAUGUUCAGAAACAACUCAUAAUAUUUUCAAUGAAACCUUGACAAACAAACUUCCUCAUCAGAUUAAUAUCCUGCAAUAUUAAAUCAGAUCAGUUCACGACCUGUUCAUUUAUCUAAAAUACUGAAUAAGUGUCUUCGUGUUUAGAGAUUCAUAUAUUACUUUGUUGCUUUACCGUAGUAGUUUUAAAUGUAUCUCAAAUUGUGGCUACAGUGUCCCUAAUUUUCUUGCUAGAUCUUGUAAUUACUCCUGGUCUAUAUACAUCUUUUUCUCUUUUUCGUUAUUUACUUUAGGAUUUCAAGUUUUACCUGUAGCUGAACAGUUUUGAAACCUGAAUCUGUCAUAUAACUCUUUGUUGGAGCCAGAUUGGCAAAGGAAAAAUUCUUAUUGAGGGUAAGCAUAUUGCUUUGCUUGGUUAUGGAGCUAUGGUACAGAACUGUCUUAGAGCUCAGUCUCUUCUUUCAAAGCUUAGCGUUGAGGUAACCGUUGCCGAUGCAAGAUUCUGCAAGCCGCUUGACUUAAAGCUUGUAAGACAACUAUGUGAAAACCAUGCCUUUCUGAUAACUGUUGAGGAAGGAUCUAUAGGAGGAUUUAGCUCGCAUGUUGCUCAAUUCAUUUCCCUUGAUGGCCAGCUCGAUGGACGAAUCAAGUGGCGACCGAUUGUUUUACCAGACAGCUACAUUGAGCAUGGAUCUCCAAAUGAACAACUUGCUAGUGCAGGGCUGACUGGACACCACAUUGCUGCCACAGCGUUGAGUCUUCUAGGUCGCACUCGUGAAGCCCUCCUUUUGAUGGGUUAAAACGUAAUGUCAUUUUCUUCUUCUUCUUCUUGCUGCUGUCAUUCUUCUUGUUAAUCAGGACGGUAGAUCAAAGGCCUCUCACAAGGAAAAUGAAGGCAUUUUCGGAUUACUGACAUCUGGGUUGGAGGGGAGCUAAACCCAGUGAUGUAUGUAACAGUUCUGGUUUGUACAUAUGUUUUUACUUAUAAUCUAUUGUUUCUUUUGGUAUCAUGGCAAAAUAUUUGUUCAUUGUUGUUGUCCUGUUGUUCUGAGAUUUGGGUUAUGCAAAGGUUUUUUCUACACUAC